Molecule: messenger RNA, 651 nt
Organism: Ectocarpus sp. CCAP 1310/34
Lineage: Eukaryota; Phaeophyceae; Ectocarpales; Ectocarpaceae
Source: the annotation of a GenBank genome assembly
AUGGCGCUGGAGUGGGCGCUGGAGUGGGCGCUGGAGUGGGCGCUGGAGUGGGCGCUGGAGUGGGCGCUGGAGUGGGCGCUGGAGUGGGCGCUGGAGUGGGCGCUGGAGUGGGCGCUGGAGUGGGCGCUGGAGUGGGCGCUGGAGUGGGCGCUGGAGUGGGCGCUGGAGUGGGCGCUGGAGUGGGCGCUGGAGUGGGCGCUGGAGUGGGCGCUGGAGUGGGCGCUGGAGUGGGCGCUGGAGUGGGCGCUGGAGUGGGCGCUGGAGUGGGCGCUGGAGUGGGCGCUGGAGUGGGCGCUGGAGUGGGCGCUGGAGUGGGCGCUGGAGUGGGCGCUGGAGUGGGCGCUGGAGUGGGCGCUGGAGUGGGCGCUGGAGUGGGCGCUGGAGUGGGCGCUGGAGUGGGCGCUGGAGUGGGCGCUGGAGUGGGCGCUGGAGUGGGCGCUGGAGUGGGCGCUGGAGUGGGCGCUGGAGUGGGCGCUGGAGUGGGCGCUGGAGUGGGCGCUGGAGUGGGCGCUGGAGUGGGCGCUGGAGUGGGCGCUGGAGUGGGCGCUGGAGUGGGCGCUGGAGUGGGCGCUGGAGUGGGCGCUGGAGUGGGCGCUGGAGUGGGCGCUAGAGUGGGCGCUGGAGUGGGCGCUAGAGUUGUCGCUGGAGUGA